This is a messenger RNA of Scomber japonicus (chub mackerel), 2804 nucleotides long. Its product is annotated as neurotrypsin. The coding region runs from base 99 to 2636 and encodes 845 amino acids. Lineage: Eukaryota; Metazoa; Chordata; Actinopteri; Scombriformes; Scombridae. Gene Ontology annotation, biological process: proteolysis. Gene Ontology annotation, molecular function: serine-type endopeptidase activity. The record is from RefSeq and is a predicted model, not a curated record. The transcript is spliced from 14 exons. Gene Ontology annotation, cellular component: membrane.
GAGUUCAGAGCGGACCACAGCCGGUGUGUUGCACUUUGUGUUUCCGUCCAUUUCUAUUAAGUUGAAGAGGAGUGUUUACUGGAGGUCUGUGGCGGUGUAUGUGGAGGUGUGGAGGAGAUGGUUCCUUCAGCAGGAUGAACUGGAGGAAAGUCGUGUCCAGGUUCGUCUCCUGUUGUCUGUUACUGGCCCUGUCUGUCUCUGCAGAGGUCUCUGAGGAUGGAUUCUUGAAUACUCUGCAGAGUGCAGCUCUCCUCUCUUGUUCAGAGGGCUUUACAGAGCUGGGCUACUACAAUGGCACAGUUUCUCACACAGAUUCAGGCUCCCCCUGCCUUAAGUGGACUGACUUUCCAGACUAUAUGCAGCAGUACCCAGGCAGAGGACUAGGGGAUCACAACUUCUGCCGAAACCCAGACAGAGAGGCCAACCCCUGGUGCUUCUUCAGGCAGAGCUCUGGUGCCAUUGGCUGGGCCUACUGCGACUGCCACCAGGGUGCAGCCAGAUUGGUAGGGGGCCCAUCAAGCAAUAGCGGGCGUCUGGAGGUGUACCUGAAUGGCCAGUGGGGGGCAGUAUGUGACACACACUGGACUGACCGUGAUGCCAGUGUCAUAUGCAGACAGCUUGGACUGGGUGAGAUAGGUACAGCCCUGCAGCAUUCUUACUUCGGUCCUGGUUCCAUUUUCCACUAUGAGUGUCUGGGUUGCCGUGGUAAUGAGAAUUCCCUGCUGGAGUGCCGGAAUAGGAAAUUUAUAACUGGUGACUGUAACCAUGGGAACGAAGCAGGGCUAAUUUGUGCUGAACCUGAAGGCACUGGAAUCCCUGUAAGAUUGGUGGGAGGCCUUGAGAACUUUGAGGGCCGUGUUGAGGUGUACCAUAAUGGCAGGUGGGGAACCAUUUGUGAUGACCAGUGGGAUGACACUAAUGCUGAGGUGGUGUGCCGACAGUUGGGCCUAGGAGGUGUGGCCAAGGCAUGGACAUGGGCCCACUUUGGCCAGGGUUCUGGUCCUAUCUUCUUGGAUGGGAUUCGGUGUACAGGCAAUGAGCUCUCUCUGGAGGAGUGUCCUCAUAACAACUGGGGGCAACACAACUGUGACCACAUGGAAGACGCUGGGGUCUCCUGCAACCCAUACACAGAUGGUGCAGUUCGUCUGGUGGGGGCCGACAGUCCCUGGCAGGGCCGUGUGGAGAUUUACCACCAGGGCGAAUGGGGCACUGUGUGUGAUGACAACUGGACCAAGCUCAACGCCCAGGUAGUGUGUAGACAGCUGGGCUUCAGGGGCCGAGCAGAAGUGGCUCCUGAUGGGGUUUAUGAAGAAGGUCAAGGACUGAUCAUGCUGGAUGAGGUACAGUGUCUGGGAACAGAGGCUUCUCUACUGGCCUGCACUCAUUCUGAGUGGCGUCAACAUGACUGCUCCCACAGUGAGGAUGUAGGUGUCCGCUGUGACAGGGACGGUGAUACCAAUGAGAUACCACGCCUUUUGCCUCCUAUUGGACCUCUGGUGCGUUUGGUUGCUGGAGAGAGCAGGAAGGAGGGCAGAGUGGAGGUUUUCAUUAAUGGCCAGUGGGGAAGCGUAUGUGAUGAUGGCUGGAAUGAUGUAAAUGCAGCUGUAGUGUGCCAACAGCUGGGAUUCACUGGUGUGGCUAAAGCUCGGUCCAUGGCGUACUUUGGUGAGGGUCAAGGUCCCAUUCAUCUGGACAAUGUUCGCUGCUCUGGUAAUGAAUCGUCUUUAGGCCAGUGUGCCGCUGCUAUGGGUAAAGAUGGCCAUGAUUGUCGGCACAGUGAGGAUGCUGGUGUUAUCUGUGAUUACACACUGGAUCCUAUGGGAGACAGCAUCCUGGCAAUGCAUACCUGUGGCCUGAGACUCAACAACCAGCGCCGUCGACGUAGGAUCAUAGGAGGAGAUAAGUCACUGAGGGGAGAGUGGCCCUGGCAGGUGUCUUUGUGGCUCAGGUCUCAGUCUAGAGGUAAUCAUCCUCUGUGUGGAGCGUCCCUCAUCAACCCCUGCUGGGUAGUGACUGCUGCCCACUGCUUCAAGAGGUUUGGCAAAGACCCAACUCGCUAUGUGUUGCGCCUGGGUGACUAUCACACUGAGGAGCAGGACGACUUUGAACGUACCUUGUCCCCUGAACGCAUCGUUAUCCACAGAAAGUACCACAGUCAGGGGUGGGAGUACGACAUCGCCCUACUGAGGCUCAAAGGCACAGAGGGUAACUGUGUGGCAUUCAACCCUCACACUGGAGCAGUGUGUCUGCCAGAGUCAGGCAACAAGUGGGAGAAGAGGCCUGCUGCCUGUGUGAUCACUGGCUGGGGCAUCACAGACUCAGAGUACUCCCGCACUCUGCUACAAGCUUGGGUUCCCCUGCUUCCUGCUUGGAAAUGUAAGAAGCGAUAUGGCGGUCGUUUCACCAGCCGCAUGCUGUGUGCCGGGAGCCUAUCAGAGCACAACCGUGUGGACAGUUGUCAGGGUGACAGCGGGGGUCCUCUGGUUUGCCAGGGGGAGGGGGGCCGAUGGGAACUGACAGGAGUCAUCUCCUGGGGUCAUGGCUGUGGUAACCCGUCUUUCCCUGGAGUGUACACACGGGUUAGCAGGUUCCUGCGAUGGAUUGACAAAGUCAUCAACAAACCCUACAAAAACUGAUGAUGGAGAAGAACACUAGCAGGAACAGUAGCAGUUGGUGUUUGCCUACUGUCCUUUGUGUCUGUGUCCUGCUUCCUGGACUACACCAAGAAUUCAGUCUUCUGUUUCUUUAUCCCCAUCACUUCAAAAAGCAUGUAAUUGGCAUUAUAUUGUAUAUUAUGUGCAUGA